AAAAAAGGGAUCUCUUUGAUGGGGCGCGCGGUGCGGUUUGGAAAAUGCUCCGCCGUCGGCGUGUGAGCGCCCCGCGGAAGCAGCCGGGAUCGGAGUCGCUGUCGUCGGCGCGCGUCUCCCGCUGCUGCCGCCGCCGGAGCGGCAGCGGCAGCGGUAGCCAGUGAGUAGCCAGCGAGCAGGCGGCGAUGGCUCGUCCCGCGGCGGCGGCGGCGGUCGAGCUCGGGCGGCCGCGUCGCUGGAGCGGCGCCAACGGUGGCUGGCUGCGCAUCACGCUGCUCUCCUUCCUCGCCACUUUGCCCGUGGAGCAACUGCGCGCCUUCCCGUCUUCCCUCAGCGACUGCCAGACGCCCACCGGCUGGAACUGCUCGGGUUUUGAUGAGCGAGACACGGACCUGUUUUUGUGCGACACCAACACGUGCAAGUUUGACGCCGAGUGCCUACGAAUUGGAAACAUGGUGACUUGCAUUUGCGACUUCAAGUGCAACAAUGACUAUGCUCCAGUUUGCGGCUCCAACAAUCAAAACUACCAGAAUGAGUGUUAUCUGCGAAGAGACGCCUGCAAGCAGCAGUCUGAAGUACUCAUUCUGUCGGAGGGUGCUUGUCCCGUGGAUGCCGGUUCGGGAUCAGGAGAUGACGGAGCAGAGGGCUCAGCCGAAGCGGGUCAGAAGGAAACAUCCACCUGCGACAUUUGCCAGUUUGGGGCCGAGUGCGACGUGGACGCCGAGGAUGUUUGGUGCGUGUGCAACAUCGACUGUUCCCACAUCAGCUUCAAUCCAGUGUGUGCCUCGGAUGGCCGUUCCUAUGACAACCCCUGCCAGGUGAAGGAGGCCUCCUGUCAGAAGCAGGAACGCAUCGAGGUCAAGCACCUGGGCCACUGCCAAGAUGGGAACAAAGGCGGAGACGGACAUUUCGCGCCCACCGACAUCACCGGAAACGGACAGGCAGAUGGCCUGUACACCCCGUGUCCGGAUCUCUACAAGAACUAUUGCGUUCAUGGGGAGUGUCAGUUCCCCAGUAUACCUGCCCAGCCCUCAUGCAGUUGCCACUCAGGUUUCAGCGGACCCCAGUGCGACACCAAAGAGUACAACGUGCUCUACGUGGUCCCGGGCUCUGGCAAACUGCACUACGUUCUCAUCGCCUCCAUCAUCGGAGCCCUGCAGGUGGUCAUCAUCUGUGUGGUGGUGCUCUGCAUUACGAGGAAGUGCCCUCGCUCCAACAGGAUCAACCGGCAGAAGCAAAACAAUGUCCACUUCAGCUCCGAGAACACCAUGCGCGCCUCCACUCGACUUAUCUGAGCCUGUCGGACUGAAUGGCCGUCCGCUUUACGGAAGGCUUGUCUUAUUAAAUGUGCCCCCCCGACCGUCCACACACACUUUUUAGAGCAACCCCCCCCACCCCC
Hippocampus comes (tiger tail seahorse) is the source of this 1399-nucleotide messenger RNA. RefSeq names its product transmembrane protein with EGF-like and two follistatin-like domains 2a (gene tmeff2a). Bases 186 to 1295 code for a protein of 369 amino acids. The transcript has 10 exons. Gene Ontology annotation, molecular function: protein binding. The record is from RefSeq and is a predicted model, not a curated record. NCBI's taxonomy places the organism in Eukaryota, Metazoa, Chordata, Actinopteri, Syngnathiformes, Syngnathidae.